Messenger RNA from Onychostruthus taczanowskii (white-rumped snowfinch), 2921 nucleotides. RefSeq names its product metallophosphoesterase 1 (gene MPPE1). The coding region runs from base 1441 to 2628 and encodes 395 amino acids. The record is from RefSeq and is a predicted model, not a curated record. Lineage: Eukaryota; Metazoa; Chordata; Aves; Passeriformes; Passeridae. Gene Ontology annotation, molecular function: phosphoric diester hydrolase activity. The transcript is spliced from 11 exons. Gene Ontology annotation, cellular component: endoplasmic reticulum-Golgi intermediate compartment. Gene Ontology annotation, biological process: endoplasmic reticulum to Golgi vesicle-mediated transport; GPI anchor biosynthetic process.
CUUAAAAGAAAAAUGCUAAAUCUCUGCUUGAAAUUUUUCUUCAAUCCCAAUAAUAAGUGAAAAAUUGUGGAUGAAGGAAGGAUUUAGUGUUCAGAAUUGGAAAGUAUGUUCAGAGCAUUUUGCAUCACCAAAAGAAGAAUUCUUUGAUUCAAGAGUGAGGUACGUGAAGAACUCUGGUGUUUGAAGAGCUGAAAAGGAAAGUGGGAGUGCAGAAAGUCACAGUCCACAAGGCAGAAAUGUUGUGUUGCUUCAGGGAGGGCGAGCAGGGAAUGAAAAGAGACAACUCCCAGUUACAAGUGUAGCUUCAGAACCUUGGGAGAUUUGAAUCUCAACUUGUUUGUAAUGACAUGUAAGGAAAGUUUAACAUAGUUACAGUACAGAACAAUGUUUUUCUGAAAGGUGUAAAUCUCUGCCUUUGUGACAUUGUGGUGGUGGAUGAAGUUGAUUGAGAACUGCUUAGGGUAGAAAGACUUGUUUAUAACCUAAUACAGCUUCUUUAGCUUCCUAAAAGUACACGGACACUCCCGAGGGAUAGGAUUAGGAGUAGGAUUAAGACUCUUGUGUCCCACUUGGUUUGUUAGGAGAGUUUUAUGCAGCUGUAAUUUAAUAAAGAAAUUGGCCUCAAAGCGUGUGCGGUGUUCGGAGUUGCAUAUUCACUAAGUGAUAGGGUAAAGCUCCAGAACUGCUUGUGCCUGCUCUGGCUGUAGACCACUGUGUUCCCUUGUUUCAUUCUUGGCUCAUUGUAAAUUAAAACUGGAUAAUGUUCUGAACAAGAGAUGGGGAAGGGAAACAAAAGAGGAGCAAUGCAAAUCUGUGUUGCCAGUAAACCUCCUGGAAGAUAAUAAGGAGGAUAGCGUGUAUAACAGAGAGUUAUAAGUGCAGAAAUGUUUGUAACAUUUGCUAAUGAGUAAAAUAAGCAUGAAUGCUGGAGGAGGAAGCAGUGCCAGUUACUGGAGUCUUUUCCCUCCCAGUGUUGUGGUGUAAAGUUACACUUUCAGCAUGUUUACACUUUGGCCCCGUUGUUAAAUGAUUCAGUAAUUGUCCUCGUCCACAGGCUGAUUUUUAAAUGUCGUGCAGAGCAAGAAGCAGUGAGGAAUCCUUCAGUCUUUUCUCAUAACUAAGGAAGGCUGGCGGUGUAGGGUGCAGAUGGGGCACCUGUGGCAAGCUCCGCAUCUGCGGCACAACUCCCCAGACGGUGACAAUUAGCGGCAGGAACGCCGGAGGAGGAAUGCAUGUGGAAGUGACCGGCUCUGGGGCACUGAUUGUGUCUGUUGCUGCCUGUGACUUCUGAAAAUGGCAGUUCUGCCUUGAAGAUAUUUUUAUAUUCUACUGAUUGCAGGGAUUUUGUGCUGACAAAAAGCCCAGUGUGAUCCUUUGAGCAGCCCAAGCUGUUUUCAUCUGAGAAGAGAACUAGAGCCAUUGUCUUAUGCUGGUACUGCAAUGCUGAGUUCUAGCUCGACUGCUGUGAAGAAUCUCCCUCUGAAGAGGAGGCUCUGUUUUCUGCUGAAACUUGUGUGCUUUGUCAGCUCAGUGUUAAUAUUUUGUGAAUUUUUAAUUUACUAUGUGGUAAUAUUUCAAUGCCGAUGGCCAAAAGUGGAAGGUGGAGCUCACAUGACUGAAAAAGAUUCAGUCCUAAAGGCCAUAAUUUUAGCUGAUACACACCUACUUGGUGAAAUCAAAGGACAUUGGCUGGAUAAGCUAAGAAGGGAAUGGCAAAUGGAGAGAUCUUUCCAAACUGCCUUAUGGUUACUGCAGCCAGAUAUUGUUUUUAUUCUGGGAGAUGUUUUUGAUGAAGGAAAAUGGAGCUCACCUCAGGCCUGGGCAGAUGAUGUCAGGAGGUUCCGGAAAAUGUUCCAGCAUUCAGUUUUUACGGAGCUGGUGGUCAUCGCUGGGAACCACGACAUCGGAUUCCAUUACGAAAUGACUACUUACAAGGUAAAUCGAUUUGAAAAGGUUUUCAACUUUACUUCAGGAAAGCUGAUAACUCGGAAAGGAAUAAACUUUGUCCUAGUGAACAGUGUGGCCAUGGAGGGCGAUGGCUGUGCUGUCUGCCGUACCUCAGAGGCAAAACUUGUGGCACUUUCUCACAAACUGAAUUGCUCCCAGCAGAAACCAAAUCAUUCCAACAAAAGAUGCAGUGAUGUGGAAAAGCUUCCAGCUUCAGAACCCAUCCUUUUACAGCAUUACCCUCUCUAUCGGAAAAGUGAUGCUGAAUGCACUGGAGAAGAUUCUGCUCCUCCAGAGGAGAAAAACAUCCCCUUUAAAGAAAAGUAUGAUGUACUGUCUCAAGAGGCAUCACAAAAGCUGCUAUGGUGGUUUCAGCCCCGUCUGAUUCUCAGUGGGCACACUCAUAGUGCUUGUGAAGUGCUGCACGCAGGGAAAAUUCCAGAAAUCAGUGUCCCAUCAUUCAGUUGGAGGAAUAGAAACAAUCCUAGUUUCAUCAUGGGCAGCAUAACACCAACUGACUUCUCCCUCCAAAAAUGCUUCCUUCCAUUUGAGAGCAGAGUCUUCACUAUCUACUGUGCAGCAGGUGCUCUGCUUGUGAUCCUGGUACUAGCUCAUGUUCAGCUUCUCACUCCACCGUUUUAUUUUGCUCAGCGUUUAAUCAGUAAGCAUAAAGCAGUAUGAAGAGCCAGACAUCUGCAUUCAGUCACUGAAAUACCAAAGCUGAGAACAGUCAAACAUCAGACUAUAUUCAUGCCAGCAAAUGACCUAAUUUGAUUGCUAGUCUGAAGGCAGGUUGCAUUUACACAUACCAUAGAAGUCCUAUACAGCUGAUAUGACUACUACAGGAUAAAUAAUUAACUGAAAUGAACGUUUCAUGCUGUACAAAAAUACUGUAUUCGACAAUCAAAUGAGUCCUUUUCCUGCUAUAAUUUUUGUAUCAAAUAUGUAUAUUAAAAGUGUAACUGUACAUUAUG